Molecule: messenger RNA, 1637 nt
Organism: Gavialis gangeticus (Gharial)
Lineage: Eukaryota; Metazoa; Chordata; Crocodylia; Gavialidae
Gene: USH1G
Product: USH1 protein network component sans
Exons: 3
Coding region: 215-1621 (468 amino acids)
Biological process (GO): equilibrioception; sensory perception of sound; sensory perception of light stimulus
Molecular function (GO): protein binding
Source: RefSeq, a predicted model, not a curated record
UGCUUAGGACCCAGGGGAAGCAGCUUCUCCUGCUUCAUUUCAAGGAGAUCCUCCCCUCCCUGCACAGGACUUCUCAGGUGUCCCUGCUCUGAGCUCUCUCCUCCUCCCUCACACCCGGCUUCCCUGGAGCUCCUGUGCAAGCCCAUGCCCAUCCUUUAAACCAUCCCCAGUCACCUGCCUCCCUGAUGAGCUCGCCAGGGGCCUGCUUGGCACCAUGAACGACCAGUACCACCGAGCCGCCCGGGACGGCUACCUGGACCUUCUAAAGGAGGCCACCAAGAAAGACCUCAACUCGCCCGACGAGGAUGGCAUGACCCCAACUCUCUGGGCCGCUUACCACGGCAAUCUGGACGCUCUGCGGCUGAUCGUUAGCAGGGGGGGUGAUCCAGACAAAUGCGACAUCUGGGGGAACACUCCUCUUCACUUAGCAGCAGCCAACGGCCAUCUGAAUUGCCUCUCAUUCUUGAUCUCUUUUGGGGCCAACAUCUGGUGCCUAGACAAUGACUACCAUACGCCACUAGACAUGGCUGCCAUGAAGGGGCACAUGGAGUGCGUGCGUUACCUGGACUCCAUCGCUGCCAAGCAGAGCAGCCUCAACCCCAAGUUGGUGAGCAAGCUGAAGGAUAAGGCCUUCCGAGAUGCGGAGAAGAGGAUCAAGGACUGCCUUAAGCUGCAGAAGAAGCACCAUGAGCGGAUGGAGAAGAGAUACAAGAAGGAGAUGUCUGACAACUCGGACACCAUGAGCUUCUCCAGCUAUUCGAGCAGUACCCUCAGCAGAAAGUUCCAGCACAUGUCCAUGAUGACGUCCCUGCCAUACUCCCAAGCCACCAUCCAUGGCACAACCAAGGGGAAGACCAAAAUUCAGAAGAAGCUGGAGAAGAAGAAGCAGGUGGACGGGACGUUUAAGAUCUAUGAGGACGGGAGAAAGAGUGUGAGGUCCUUGUCAGGCCUGCAGCUGGGAAACGAUGUCAUGUUUGUGAAGCAAGGCACCUAUGCCAGUCCGAAGGAGUGGACCAGGCGCAAUAUCCGAGACAUGUUUCUGUCGGAUGAAGACACUGUCUCCCGUGCCAUAAGCGACCCAGGUUUGCACAUGGACUCGGCCCACUCUGAGGUCAGCACUGAUUCUGGCCAUGACUCCUUGUUCAACCGGCCGGGGCUUGGCACUAUGGUGUUCAGGAGGAACUAUGUCAGUGGUGGGCUCUUUGGGAUUGGCCGGGAGGAGACUGGCAUGUUGGGUGAGGGCAAUGGGGAUGGGGUAGGUGUCAAACUGAGGAGCCGCCUGCAGCGCUCGCCAAGUCUCAAUGACAGUAUCGGCAGUGCCAACAGCCUGCAGGAGAGGAACGAGGAAGAGCUGCCCUGGGACGAUGUGUCACUGGGCCUGGAUGACGACGAACCUGAUACCAGUCCCCUGGAGACCUUCCUGGCUUCCCUGCACAUGUCUGAGUUCAUCUCCAUCCUGAAGAAGGAGAAGAUCGACCUGGAUGCCCUCAUGCUGUGCUCAGAACAUGACCUGAAGAGCAUCAACAUCCCAAUGGGACCCAGGAAAAAGAUCAUAGAUGCUGUCCAUAGGAGGAGGCAGACACUGGAGAUGCCAGAUGUCAUUGAAGACACGGAUUUAUAGCAGUUUUUAUGAGCAA